AUGCAUCCGCCUCUCGAUCCAUCUGAAGUUGUUGUCAAUCCUGCUCAUUUUCCAUCAGACACAGCGCUCUGUAGCGAGGGAACGACAGUGUCUGUAGUCUCAACGUCACCCUUAAUUCUCGAUUUUACAGUGACCGCUCGCGAAUCUGGGAUUCUAGUACUGCCCGAGGGAGCAUCUCGCGAAGAUCUUGCUUCAACCACACGAAUCAAAGAGUACGUUCGUCAGAAUGCGUUACAGUGGUACCAGUACCUAAAUGCCGAGAGUACUGCUACCCCAUUUCCUAACGGGUCAUUAUACGUCAUCACUGGGCACGACAAAGCGAGGCGCUGGGCAGUGUGCACGUCUGGUCCUCGCCGGCACAGGCUAAAAGAGCACCCAGCUGAGAUACAAUAUAAUGAUCAUCGCUGGACGUUUCAUAAACAUCGCUUCGCCAACAACUACUCGAAUUCAGCCGUACAUAAUGGCAGAUGUGCCAUGUUUCUACGAGGGAUUCGGUUUGCAGUAUGUGCACAGGACUGGACAAGACAUGUUCUGUUCGAUAAACCACCAGCAGCGAUAUCAUUCUACUACAUUCUCACUGUUCGUAAUACUGGAUUUUGGGCCAAACUUGUGGGACUUAUAGAAAGAAGCAGUUGGUCUAGAGAGUCAUUUGCAGUGACUGAUGUACAAGAGGUGUGGAGUUUAUUUUUUCAUGCUCUGUGGGCUAUCAAUGAUAAUGUAACAGCAUCUCUUCCACCCGCUGGAACUAUUUCUUCGGAUCCUGCUUCGCGAAAAAUGGCUACGUUUGUACCCAGACCUCAUUCGGCGGAGGAAUCCAGCCCCAAUGAACGUAUGGCUCUCUCCCGACCUCUCCAAUCUGUGAUCGAGAGGUUCCAGGCCUGGUACCGACAAAGGACGCUGAUGCGCAGAGUUUCCAAAGUCUUCCCUGGGCCCUCAGUUCCACGAUCUGCAGCGAUGGCGUGGGCACCGAGACAAGUACCUCAGUUCAGCGAGGAUAUCUGGUUCGAAAUAGCGAAACAAUGCGAUCGCCAGACUCUGCUCGUCCUCUGCUCGCCCCAUGUCAACCGAUACGUCCGCAAAGGCGCCUUGCCACAGCUCUUCUAUAAAGUAGAACUCGCCGUCCAUCGGCUAUUCCCCCAACAGGACCAUAUCCUCAACUUCCGUGGCUACGCAUACAAGAGCUUGAUUAUAGCGCGGAUAAACAAGGCCCGUCGAAGGCUUAUCGAUUUUUCGAAGAGUCAUCUAGCGCCGCUCGUCCGUGUUUGGCACUUUGAUGGAUAUGUCAAUGACGGGGAAACAAUGAACGCCACGCUCGUCGCUCAGCGGGUGUACGACCGCGUCGCAUUGCGAGUGUUCUGGGCCACUAUCUCCCGGUACACCGGUUUGACCAAGCUUCUUAUCACUGCGACAACCUUGGACGAUAGAGGCGUUACAGCGAUAAACACUUUGUACAACCUGCGCAGUCUACACUUUGAGCUCGUCGUGGUCGACAGCAACUUGCUAUUGGGCACUCCUCAACAUCGCUUAACAUCCCUGGGCUAUCUAAUAAACGAAGUCCACCCCAACAUCAUCGAAGGAUUCAGCGCGAAAUUGACAUCGUUAAGCUUGCGCACGCGGGAGGCAUCCUACCGUGAAAUCUUCGCCGUUCUUGAGAGCUGUGCCAUGUUGAAAUAUCUAUACACCAAGAUUACCUGGGAGAGACAAGUUGGAUUCGAACGACCGCCUGAGAAUCUCGCGCCUACAGCCUGCCCACUUCUAUCUGAGUACCAUGGUCGUCCAUUCUAUGCACCAGCUAUUAUUCCCGGCCGGCCGCUGCGUUCUAUAACGAUCACUCAUUUUCCUUACAUGCAUGAAGACACUACCGAGGCAGACGUUAAAACCUGGUUUGACUUUAUCGGAGCCGGGACAGCAACCGUGGAGACGUUCAGGAUAGAACAUUGGCCACCGGCGAGAAUCAAGCAACUUUGCAGUCUCAUCUGUCGCCAUUUCCCCGAGGUGAAAACUCUAACUAUAAAUGUUUUACCUUACCGAUAUGAUUAUCACACGUAUCAAGAGCAGAUAAUUAACAAAAAACGGUUUUACUACCUUGCCAUAGUCAAAGACAUAGCUACUGGCGUGUACGAGAUACCGCGUACAGUAGAGCACUUUAAACUUGUUGUCGUAACUUCAUAUCGGAAGCACCCCACCAUCGGAUCUCUUGCAGAAGCCGCCCAGGAUUUCUUUACCUCCGACAGAUUCGUCAACCUGAAAUCCCUAAGACUGGGUUCAGACUAUGAAACGCUGAUAUGGACUAAAUCCGACACCGGGACCUGGGCCACCCGAACUUCUAUAUAUGAGUACAAAAAAUGGGGCGAAGAAGAAAUCCUGGUCGACGAUGACGGUGAAUACACUUUACAGAGCAGUCAAUACAGCAGUAGAGAGGGGGAAGAAGACGGGGAAGGUGACACUAGCUCGGAAGAUUUAGAACUCGAGGAAAUAUGUCAGUGCAAUCAUCAGCAAGACGACGAUGAAGCCGAAGAACAGCAGGACAGCGAAGAAAGUCAAGAUCCGGGCGACAGCGAAGAAGACGCAGAACAAUUCGACAACGAAUAUCAGGACGAUGAACAGAGUGAACAGCAAGAGAACAACGGCGAAGGUGUUCAGGGAGGAAACGACGAGCACGUCAACGCUGAGGUCGUUGAAGAGGCCGAUCCCGUUCCUAAGCCAGAGGAGCACCCGGAACUCUAUUCUCUGGAAGAUGAAUUCCCCAGCGAUGAGGAGCUGGAAUAUUGA
Messenger RNA from Psilocybe cubensis, 2772 nucleotides. RefSeq lists its product as uncharacterized. The record is from RefSeq and is a predicted model, not a curated record. NCBI's taxonomy places the organism in Eukaryota, Fungi, Basidiomycota, Agaricomycetes, Agaricales, Agrocybaceae. The transcript is spliced from 6 exons. The coding region runs from base 1 to 2772 and encodes 923 amino acids.